This is a messenger RNA of Cyclocybe aegerita, 618 nucleotides long. NCBI's taxonomy places the organism in Eukaryota, Fungi, Basidiomycota, Agaricomycetes, Agaricales, Hemipholiotaceae. The record is from the annotation of a GenBank genome assembly.
AUGUUCGACGCAGAUGCUGUGACCAUAGAAGAGAAAAUGGCACCCUACGCUAGCCAAAUCGAAUCUGGGGACUCGUCCACCAACUAUCUCCGCUCGUGUUUGGCCCUCACCUCGUCUGAGUUGGACGAGGCCAACGAGCGUGAAGUCGCCGUGAGCCGCUGCCUGGACGUCGUCGCGAAGAACUGGCAGGACGAGACGGCCGAGCGUCAGCUUUAUCAGGGCUGCCACGAAGUAUCUCCACGAGCUGGAGCUGGCGAAACGACGCAUUGCGGGGCUGCAAGGCGAAGUCACAGCCAGAUCAUAGCGGCACAAAUGAGGGACUUUGGGGAACGAGAGGCAGCUGCAGACAACUGCAAUCGCAUUCAGCGGGAGCUCGACGCGUCUCAGAGUAGGACGAAAACCCAAAGUGACAAGAUCGCGGAGCUACAUAGGGAGCUAGCGUCGCUGUGGGCAUGGGCCUCCGAUUUGCGGUGCGAGCACACUUCAUCACCGGCGACAGAUCAGGGUGACGAGAGCAUUGGUAUGUCUCCGCUUUUUCAACUGGCCAUUAAGAUGCCUAACGCUGGGUACCCUUCAAAAGCCGACAUCAAGAUUUGGAUGGGUUAUCUACUCGAGUAG